Messenger RNA from Fundulus heteroclitus (mummichog), 1050 nucleotides. RefSeq lists its product as uncharacterized. The coding region runs from base 1 to 1050 and encodes 349 amino acids. Lineage: Eukaryota; Metazoa; Chordata; Actinopteri; Cyprinodontiformes; Fundulidae. The transcript has 2 exons. Gene Ontology annotation, molecular function: protein binding. The record is from RefSeq and is a predicted model, not a curated record.
AUGAUCCUGCUGCUUUGUCUACUUUACCCUGUCUUGGUGGAACAUGCCCCAAGUCAGGAGGAAGGUGGAGAAUUCAUCUUUGAAGGAAACAUUCAGCAGGUUGCGAUGGCCUCUAGCUAUUUUUACAUCGCCACAGAGGACAAGCUUUACCAGCUGAGACACAACCUGACUCUGAUCCACAUUCUGACCCUGAGGGGUAUCCUGAAGAAUGAGGACCAGAUGGACAACGAGGAGUUCCACCGGAUCUCAGAAACAGCUUUGUCCAAUGCAACUUUUAGCAUUAACGUUUUAAUGCCAUUUAUUAGGAAUAAUACAUUGAUCAGCUGCGGUGUGACUGAUCACAACUGUGGUUACUGUGAGGUUCUGGACCUGAAGAACAUCUCCAAGGUUCUGUACAGAGAACCCAUCCAGGUGGGUCCUCUGAGGAGCAUCAGUGCUGUCAGCUUUCUGGUGGAUGUGAAGAAGGAUUCAGGUCAGACUGAGACUUUUAUCCUGACCGCCAUAGAGAAUGACAGAAAGACAGAGGAGGACAGCUGUCCCAAUGAUUUAGAGAUGAUCAACCUUCACAACACAAACUACAACCAGGAUGGGGACAUAUUUUCAUCUGGUGGAUCAAGUCCUUCCCCCAGGAUCACGGCUGAAGCUGUUGUAGGAUUUGUGGAUGGAUUUCAAAUCAACUCAACGGUGUAUCUGUUCUCCAACGUGGCAUCAGGAAAUAAACCCAAUAAAGUCCGUCUGGUCUGGCUUCAGGCUGAAACCAGUAAAUCUAAGACUCUAAAGUCUCUGCAUGGAGCGACUCUCAGGACCUCUGAUGGAGGUGAAGGCAGCAAACUCCUGGCCUCCUCGAUCAUCCCAGAUGGACAGCAGGUCCUUUGGAGCGGAGUGUUCAGUUUGGACGGAGGACCGACCAACACCGAGCUGCUACUGUUUGACAUCAGUCCUGAUGGGAAUGAUCAGACAUACACAGAUCCAGACUUCUUUUACAAACCAAAGAAGCCAGACAAGCAGUCCUGGAUGACUGAGAAUCUGCAUCAGGGUUUUACAUCUUGA